Messenger RNA from Stegodyphus dumicola, 1883 nucleotides. RefSeq names its product two pore potassium channel protein sup-9-like. Gene Ontology annotation, molecular function: potassium ion leak channel activity; outward rectifier potassium channel activity. Gene Ontology annotation, cellular component: plasma membrane. The record is from RefSeq and is a predicted model, not a curated record. NCBI's taxonomy places the organism in Eukaryota, Metazoa, Arthropoda, Arachnida, Araneae, Eresidae. Gene Ontology annotation, biological process: stabilization of membrane potential; potassium ion transmembrane transport.
AUGAAGUGGUCAUCCAAUUUUUCCAAAAAACUUGGUCACAGCUAUAAGACUUUAAUAUAUUCAUUACUAUCUGUAUCAUUUAUAACAACUCUAUGCGUUUAUCUUUUAGGCUACGGACACUCCACACCUGCAACUUGGGGUGGCAAGACCUUCUGCAUGUUCUACGCUCUGGCUGGUAUUCCGUUGGGACUCGUGGUAUUUCAGAGCAUUGGGGAACGUCUCAACACAUUUGUAGCAUUUGUGCUUAAGAACUUAAAGAGAGGACUGAGGAUGAGGAACACUGAAGUCUCAGAGACAAAUCUCAUCUGUCUCAUCUCCAUCCUCUCCACUGUCGUCAUGACGACGGGAGCUGCAGCCUUUUCCAAAUACGAAAGAUGGGAUUACUUCGACUCUUUUUAUUACUGUUUCAUCACGCUCACCACUAUAGGUUUUGGUGACUAUGUGGCACUUCAAAAAGAAAGUGCCUUGCAGAGCAAGCCGGAGUACGUGGCUUUUAGUUUGGUGUUCAUUCUCUUCGGACUAUCUGUCGUAUCUGCAGGCAUGAACCUUUUAGUUUUGAGAUUCCUUACUAUGAACACUGAAGAUGAACGUCGAGAUGAGGCGGAAGCUCAGUGUGCUGCCCAAGAAGCAGUCCGUUUAGAGGGUGACGUCAUUACUGCUAACGGCAGUAUCAUAUCUGGUUUAGGACCGGAUGAUUCUGACUCAGACGAUGAUGGAUCAUUGUGCACAUGCCACGCAUGUUGUCCUGUCAGGCGACGCAGGGAGAUGAACACUGAGACUCCUUAUGCACUGAGGAGUAGAUCUCUUAGUAGGUCUCCUCAUGGGAUGCCUCUGCACGUGAUAAGUCCCACUGGCACAAGAGACGAUAUACUGGAAUCCUUGCGAUCAGACUCAGAUCUUUGCAUGGAAUUUCCUGACAUAAGAAAGAAAAGACUGUCCAUCUGACACAGGCUCAUGCUUAAUGAUCUUCAACCAAUUUACUACCAAUAGCAUAUACCAAAGCAUGAAAAUAUCGUAUCAAAAUACAAUGAAAUAAUGCGUUAUUGAUACAGACAAUAUUUUAAGAAUAACAUAUAGAAUCGCUUUUUCUGAAAGCCUGUUGUCUGUUGGAAUCGAGGAACUUAGUUAUAAAAGAAUAACGUUGCUUGAACUCAAGGAUAAUUUUAGGCGGACGAAGAUGGAGUUGGUGAAACUAAUCGAGACCGUUUCCUGGACAAAUUUUCUUCUGGGGCACACAAAUAUUUGAAUGACAACUUAAAUAACCUUGAUUUUCUUUUAAGUUCUUCUCUUAUUAAGUUCAUCUCAGCAGGUACUAAUGAAACAAAUCUAUUUUCAUAAAAAUAGGUGCCACUUGUUAAAAUUCAGCAACUUUGAAUACUAAAUCUGUGUCUUUCAAACUUUGUAGCUUAGAUUUUACAAAGGUUUUGAUGGAAACUUACCUCGCGAGUGAGAAAUUAUUCAAAUCUUCUCUGCACAGUGAUAUUUGGGUGCAUUCCUUGUGGUAACUUCGCUUAUAAUGUUAAGGGUGUUUUCAAGCAAUUUUGCUGCCAGAUAAUAUAUUAUUGAUGGUAUUUCAUUGCACUGAUUAAGUGAACAACAUAAUCACAUCUAAAUGUAGAAGAAUGAUUGUAGAUAUAUAUACAUAUAUAUAUUUUUGUGAAAUGGAAAUGGAAAUUAGAUGCACACGUUUUCUGUUUCUUCUUUUUUUUUUUCAUUUAAACAGAGCUUUCAAGUUCUUUUUAUUACAUAAUGCAUCGAAUUUUCGGAAUUUUUAUUAAUCAGCGAUAUAUGAAUGUCUGGCAGCCUCAGGAAAAACUGGUAUGUAAUUUUGUAUAAUAGUUGUAAUUAACUUUUAUUAUAUGUUCAUGUAAUAAAAUAGUAAA